Messenger RNA from Hylaeus anthracinus, 1352 nucleotides. RefSeq lists its product as uncharacterized. NCBI's taxonomy places the organism in Eukaryota, Metazoa, Arthropoda, Insecta, Hymenoptera, Colletidae. The transcript is spliced from 4 exons. Bases 54 to 1352 code for a protein of 432 amino acids. The record is from RefSeq and is a predicted model, not a curated record.
AUAGCAGACAGAGUCGGAGUCCCUCGAUCAUUCAUCUUCAAACGGCAGACAAGAUGAUGCCUGUAUUAAUUUCGCUUCUUUUAGUGGACCUAUCAACCGCCACGAGUUUGCCAGAAGUGAUGUCAUACGCGAAAGUAUCGCGAAACGGCCAGGAAGAAACAGAUAGUAGCAACGACCAGACCUCGUGGAUCACCAGCAAUGGAACCCAAGACGAGGGCAGGAGCAUCAAACACAUCGCCAUCACGAUGUCACCAGUUUACAUUGCGCCGAAAAUUCCGAAAUUGCAGAACGGGGAAGCUGCUAAUUAUUCACCAGUAAGAUACUCGACGCUGGACCACGAGAUGAUAGCAAAGUUAAAUUCGAAGAAAACAAUUCAAGACAGAUACCAUCCGCCAUCGAUCAUUUCUUUCAAGAAUAGAGGUCCUGCAAACGACGCGAAACAAGUCUCGAGACCUAUUCGUCCACCGAGUGGUCCACCGAGUGGUCCACCGAGUGGUCCACCGAGUGGUCCACCGAAUGGUCCUCCGAAUGCUUCACCAAUUGGCCCACCAAUGGGACCACCAAGUGGCCCAUCCGAUGAUUCUCCCAGUGGUCCACCCAGUGGACCACCUGAUGACUCUCCCAGCGGUCCACCAUCUUCGAGCAGCUUCGACUUCUCUAAGCCAAUAUUCUCGGACAGCUACGACUACAAACCACCAGACUAUUUCAACAACAAACCGAACUCGAAGCCGUCGGAGUACCUCAGCGAUAAGCCGAUUGCCAAGCCACCGGACUACCUCGGCGAUAAGCCGAUUUCUAAACCUCUGUCGAUGAACGAUUACCAAGACUUCGACACGAACGACAAGCCUCCAGACUCCUACAAACCAGACCCUCAUUACAACUCUCACGAUCACGACUCCGACUACCCCGAUUUUCCAUCCGAUUCGUCUUACAACGGCGACACACCACCGAAACCGAUCGAGUACUCGGGCCACCUGGACCAUCCUCCUUACAGCGACGAUCACGAUUUCCACCACGAGGUGAUCUACGAUCACAUACCGGAGUACCACGAGCACGAUCACACCGAGCAGCCGGAAAUGAACGACCAGAGGCUCGACAAGAGGCCCUACUCUUAUUACUACAUAGGGAAGAAGCUCUGGUACGUUCCAUUGUACUUCAGCAUCUACUUCAUCAUCUACAUCGCGGCCCUGGUGCUGAAGAGCAUAGCCAGACACAAGAUCACGUUCCCCAAUCAUCUGGCGGAAGCUGUCGCGCACUCCAGAUCGCACAUGGACUCCAGCUGGUGGGAUCUUACGGGACGGGUACUCGAGGGAGUGGAGAACUUCGCGGAGAAGUAUGGAUUGGUUACAUAG